Molecule: messenger RNA, 399 nt
Organism: Prorocentrum cordatum
Lineage: Eukaryota; Dinophyceae; Prorocentrales; Prorocentraceae
Source: the annotation of a GenBank genome assembly
AACCUGGAGCUGCCCAAGCACGCCACUGGCAAGGUCAUCGGCACUGGGGGCAAGCAGAUCGCGGAGAUACGCCAAACGAGUGGCGCUCAGGUCGACGUGGACAAGUCUGGGGACUUCUGCCGCGUACGAGUCAUGGGCCCUCGCGAGUCCGUGGAGAAAGCGAAGAGGCUCAUCGCGGCCAUCAUGGACCCGCCCUCGGCAGCCCCGGCGGUGGGGCAGGGGCAGGCCACCCCUGGCUUCUUCAUGCAGCUCCCGCGGAACGCCGUCGGGCGCCUCAUCGGCGCGGGCGGCGCCCGCAUCACGGAGCUGCAGGAGAAGAGUGCUUGCAAGAUCGACGUUGACCGGUCGACCGAACCGCCUACGGUGAGGUUCAGUGGGACACCGGAGUCCAUUGAAGUU